Molecule: messenger RNA, 1639 nt
Organism: Carassius carassius (crucian carp)
Lineage: Eukaryota; Metazoa; Chordata; Actinopteri; Cypriniformes; Cyprinidae
Product: melanin-concentrating hormone receptor 2-like
Exons: 2
Coding region: 10-1038 (342 amino acids)
Biological process (GO): neuropeptide signaling pathway
Cellular component (GO): neuron projection; membrane
Molecular function (GO): G protein-coupled receptor activity; neuropeptide binding
Source: RefSeq, a predicted model, not a curated record
UUUAUUAAGAUGAACACCUCAGAUAUUCUUUGCGCUUCCGAAUUUGCAAAUUCCUCCAACUUUUCGUGUGUGAACCGAACCACCCCGUCGUACAGCAUUAUUGACAUCGCGUCUUUCAUGCACAUCUUCCCCACUAUCUACGGCAUUCUGUGUUCAGUUGGAGUUCUGGCCAACGGUUUGGUGAUCUAUGCUGUGGCAUCAUGCAAGAAGAAGAUGGUCUCUGAUAUUUACGUGCUGAAUCUGGCCAUCGCAGACCUGCUUUUCUUGUUGGUGAUGCCGUUCAACAUCCAUCAGCUGGUCAGGGACAGACAGUGGGUCUUUGGCCACUUCAUGUGUAAAGCUGUGGUGGUGGUCGACGUCAGCAACCAGUUUACUACAGUGGGCAUAGUGACUGUACUCUGCAUUGACAGGUACGUUGCAAUUGUACAUCCUACAUCCGAAAAGAGGACCAUUCAGUGGACCAUCAUCAUUAACAUUAUGGUGUGGGUGGGCAGCUUCCUUCUGAGCAUCCCAGUCAUGAUAUACACUAAAGUCAUCUCCAAAAAGGACAUGGACAUCUGUAUGAUUAACCUGGAUGGGCCUCAGGAUAUGUACUGGUACACGCUUUACCAGUCCACACUGGGUUUCAUCGUCCCCCUCAUUAUAAUAAUUACAUUUUACACUCUGACUCUAUACCACGUGUUCCGCUCCAUCCGGCGAGUCAAACGCAAGCAGUCAGUGUGGGCCAAACGGGCCACCAAGACAGUUGUGAUGGUGAUCGCCCUGUUCCUGGUCUGCUGGUCCCCUUACCAUGUCAUCCAGGUGAUCAACCUCAGCAUCCAGCAGCCAACCAGCGCCUUUGUGUACGCGUACAACAUCAGCAUCUGCCUAAGCUACUCUCACAGCUGCAUCAACCCCCUAAUGCUGCUGUUGUUUGCCCAAAACUACCGCGAUCGCCUCUGCCAUCACAAAGAGCUGCGCUCCCAGAUCAGCUCAUCCAAGACCACCGGAGGGUCUAGCGUCAGCCCGGACACCAGCCACCGCUGUACUGUCAUCUAACACCUGUCGAGCCUUGCUAGACGUGCUAACUGAGGAAAACAAAGAGAAAAGUGGAGGCCUCUACUGCAACACUUGCUGCAUGAGUGUCAGUCGCAUGGUAGACUGUUUCUCAAAGGGGAAAACUGUGAAAUGAAAUGCCACAGUAAACUUUCAGGAGACAUGAAGGAGUGAAUCAGCACUCAACUGUGUUUGUGGUUUGUGUCACACUCUGGAAAAGUGAUUAUGAUGUGAUUAUGUGGUUAUGAUGAAAAGUUAUUAUGAUGUUCUUUUACUCAGUGUUUACUGUUAAUUUAUCUGUUAUUCAUUGUAUACUGUUAAUGUAUCAGUUUUUUGAAUGGUUCACCAAAAAAAACAAAGUUCGGUCAUCGUUUAUUAGCUGGCAUGCUGUGCUGUGUGAUUUUUUGCCAUAAAACACAGUUAGAAAUGCUUUUUUUUUUCUUUUUCUUUUUUAAGCAAUUUAGUGAAAAUAGACUGAGGGAUUCAAGCUUCAAACAGACAAACAAAAAAUAUAAACAUAUUAUUAAAAGUAUAAUAAAAGUGCAGCUUGUUGUGUAUUCCAAUUUUUGAAGUCAUACAAUAUUCUUUGUAUGAGGGACAAACU